AUGAAUUUCACUUUAGAGGGAAAACUCAAAAUAAAUUAAUUUUUGCAAAUACUCAAAAUCUUCUCUUACCCUACUAUUAUAUGUGAUGAUGAAAGUAUUUAACUGAUUUUAAAUAAAAGAAAUACAAUUUUCAGAAAUACCGGAGAAUCAUAAAUUUAAUGAAUUCAAUAAGUCAGACAAGCCUGCUAGCUUUGCUUAAAUAAAUAAUGAUUUCUUUGAUGAAUUUUAAUCAUAAAUUAGAGAAAAUCAUUUAAAAUUUGUAGAAACUAGUUGUCUAAACAUAAAAAUGUAAUAAGAUGUAUGUUUAUUAAAUUCUUAAUUAAACUAUGUUUGCUGUUAAAUUCCAAUUGAUAUUGUUUAUAAAGCAUUAAAACCUUUAGCAAAAUCACAUAUAAAGAUUUUAAAAUUUUCUUUCACUUAUUUAAUAAUUGAAAAAAAUUUUGAUUUUAAAUAAAUAUUGUUACAUUUUAUAGUAGGAGCGUAUUCAGAAAAAGGUUUCUUUACUAUCAUGAAGCCAGUAGCUAUGCAAUAAUAGAGGGAAAUAGAGCUUCCAAAUUUAACAAAUAAAUUAAUUACUAUCAAUUAUGAAAAUUGCAAAACUAUAAUUUAACAAAUGAAAAAUUAUCCAAUUGGAAUGAUUUGUAAUGUAGAUGAAUUAUCAUUUUCUCCAUUAUCUGUGGAUUCAGAAUAAAUAGAUAUUUGGUCAGGAGCUUUACAAUAUUAUAAUUCUUCCUUCAUAGAAGAAAUAUAUGGUAAUUUGAUUAUUUAAUCCAUUUAUGCAAAAACUUAUUAUCCUAUUUUUAGUUAUAGUUAAAAAGUUAAAUAGGAUUGCACAAUUUAUAUAACUCCUGCUGAAAAUGAUUCAAAAAAUGCUCUCUUAUACUUUGUUGCUAGUGAAUAGAAUGUGAUUAUUUGUAAUAGAUAAUAAAUAAUAACAAAGGAUGAAUCAAAAUAAUAAGGCAAAUUGUUUUCAAAUAUUAGUGAAGAAUUAAUUUAAGAAUUAGAAUAGAUAGGUAGCUAAUUUGAGAAAAAGUUUUCUUAAAUCUAAAUAACAACUAAUUUAAAAGAUAAUUAUAAUAGUUGUUAUGAGAAUUAACCUUUGAAAAUGGCAUAUUCAACAAUAGAAGAAAACAAUAGUAAAAUGUAUAGUACAAUCAAUUAGAAGGACCCACUAUUGUUCAUUCCACCAAAAGUUACAGGAUCAAUUAAUGAUGCAAUUUUAGAUUAUAUGACUAGAAAUUCAUGCAAAUAGACUGCUAGUACUAUAUCAAGAUAUAAAUCAAAUUAUUAAAAUUGA
Molecule: messenger RNA, 1297 nt
Organism: Paramecium sonneborni
Lineage: Eukaryota; Ciliophora; Oligohymenophorea; Peniculida; Parameciidae
Source: the annotation of a GenBank genome assembly